Messenger RNA from Prunus dulcis (almond), 2198 nucleotides. Its product is annotated as sulfite exporter TauE/SafE family protein 3-like. The coding region runs from base 322 to 1761 and encodes 479 amino acids. NCBI's taxonomy places the organism in Eukaryota, Viridiplantae, Streptophyta, Magnoliopsida, Rosales, Rosaceae. Gene Ontology annotation, cellular component: membrane; Cul4A-RING E3 ubiquitin ligase complex. The transcript has 13 exons. Gene Ontology annotation, biological process: protein ubiquitination. The record is from RefSeq and is a predicted model, not a curated record.
AGCGGGCUUAUGUUUUGAAUGGGAAUAUUUUGAAGAAGCAAACAAAAGAUUCAUGAGAUUUCCAUUCCAUUCCACCUUAUAUAGGAGAGAGAGAAAACGGAAGAGAGAGCCAGUGAGAGAAAGCCAGUGAGAUACGGUGAAGACAGAUUUUGGACGCGAGAGAGAGAGAGGUAGAAAGGGACAAUCAAGACAGAUGUUGGACGACAGAGGGAGAGAGAGGGAGGCAGAGUGUGACAAAAACAGAGCUCCUUUCUGAAAUCUUCUCGGUUCUUUUUGGCAAGAAGUUUCUUAGUACUUUCAUGUCCAGGUUGGAGAUAUUAGAUGGGUCAAGUUGGAUUAGAAUGGUGGAGUCUUAGGAGGACGGCUGCAAUGGUUGUGAUUGGUUUUCUUCUAGCAGCUUCAGUAGUUGCUUCAGCACAAGAAACUUUGGAACAAGAUGCUUCAAGUUACAGUGGGAGUGAUAAGUUUCAACCCGAUUAUUUCGAGAGAGUGUUGAACUUUCUUUGGCAGCCGGGUCGAUUGGGUUAUGAGCAUGUUUGGCCUGAACUGAAAUUCGACUGGAAAAUUGUUGUCGGUACAGUAAUUGGAUUCAUCGGUGCUUCUUUUGGGACUGUUGGUGGAGUUGGUGGAGGUGGCAUUUUUGUUCCAAUGCUCACUUUGAUUAUAGGAUUUGAUGAGAAAUCUUCAACGGCAAUAUCGAAAUGUAUGAUCACUGGUGGAGCAGCUGCAAGUGUUUUCUACAAUUUGAGGCUAAGGCAUCCGACACUUGAUCUGCCGAUCAUCGACUAUGACCUGGCACUUCUUUUGCAACCAAUGCUUUUGCUUGGGAUCAGUAUUGGAGUUUCUUUCAAUGUUAUCUUUGCUGACUGGAUGAUCACAGUGUUGCUAAUUAUUUUUUUCUUAGGCACAUCAACGAAGGCAUUCUUGAAGGGUGUUGAGGCAUGGAAAAGAGAAACUGUAAUGAAACAGGAGUUUGCCAGACUAAUGCAGUCAGAUGGUAAUUCUAGUGACGAAGUUGAAUACGGACCUCUAGCUAGUGGCCCAAACAAUGUCAUUCUAUUAGGCACCAAGGAAUUUAAAAGAACAGAGGUUUCUAUUAUUGAGAAUGUUUACUGGAAGGAAUUACUACUACUUGUUGCUGUCUGGGUCAUAAUACUUGCGUUGCAGAUUGCUAAGAAUUACACCACAACUUGUUCAGCAGAAUACUGGGUAUUAAAUCUCCUGCAGAUCCCUGUGGCUUUCGGAGUAUCUACGUAUGAGGCAGUUAACCUGUACAAGGGGCGCAGAGUAAUUGCAUCCAAGGAAGAAUCAGGCACAGAUUGGAAAGUGCACCAGCUUGUUCUGUAUUGUGCCUGUGGCAUCAUAGCUGGGAUAGUUGGCGGAUUGCUUGGUCUUGGUGGAGGGUUCAUUCUGGGACCUCUUUUUCUUGAGCUGGGAAUCCCACCUCAGGUAUCUAGUGCAACUGCCACAUUUGCAAUGACGUUCUCUGCAUCCAUGUCCGUUGUUGAGUACUACCUCCUCAAACGUUUUCCGGUCCCUUUCGCUGUCUACUUUGCUGUUGUGUCCAGCCUGUCUGCCCUUGUAGGCCAACAUGUGGUGAGAAAGGUGAUCAGUGUAUUAGGCAGAGCAUCUAUAAUUAUCUUCAUUCUGGCCUCCACAAUCUUUGUGAGUGCAAUAUCACUAGGUGGGGUUGGCAUAGCAGAUAUGAUUGGAAAGAUAGAGCGCAAAGAAUACAUGGGAUUUGAAAACAUCUGCAAUUAGCAGGGCUAGUUUUAGUGACUUCUGUCUUCACUUUCCCAAUCUCAAGCUUUCUGGACCUACGAAUUGGCUGGUCCUAUAAGUUGUCUCCAACUCCCUUUCUGGGAACAAAAGCAUAUGUUGACCUGUAUUUGUCUUUUGCUUUUGUUUUUUUUUUUUUCAAUAUUAUAUAUCCAAUGGGAAGGAAGGAGGUGUUGAUAACUCAUUAAGUUAUGGUCUAUGAUAUGAAUUGAAUGUAAAGGAGGUGGGCAUGGUGGUGUUAACAACCUUUCUACCUGGGUUUAGGUUUGGGUUCAGGCUCAGGAUAGGCAUGUCCCACAGCUUGUGAUCUAAGACUCUAUCUGUCUUGUGUGGUAUUGUUUUGCUUGUCUAGUCAAUUCUAGCUAACAUCACGUGUUUUAAAUUUAUAUAAUAAUAUAAAAAAAAGGUUUGUAGGUCCA